UCUAAAAAAGAUUAGAUAGCACGUUCGCAAAGAGAAAAAUUGAAUUGUUUCUUCUUCUCCGUUUCUUCAGUUCAGCAACGAGUAUCGUCGUAUUUAAGAUGUCUGAAAUAAUGGAGAUCGAUUUGAGCCACCUGGAUGUAUUGGUCGGAGUCGACAUGACCGCUUGGAAGAGACCAGAAAGACUGUCCGAACCACGAAUUUGGCUGCGGGAGAAUGGCUUCGUUGUCAGAGAUGUUACGCCGGACUUUGAUCAUUUCGUCUUAAAACACAUGGAAACGCAUUUUUUAAGAGACGAACCAAUCAAUCAAGCGCUAGACACAGCAGGGGACCCUCUGGCUUCGGCUGAAAUGAGAGCAUUGUGGAGUUGCCUUAUGCUGCCGGUAAGGGUAUCCCUCGUCACCAUUCAGGAAGGAACGCCUGGCGCUAACUUAGAAAAAGUGAGUGCGGAAAACCCUCCAGUCAUUAUCGGUGUAAACCAAUUGUUUGUUACAAAAAAGGAUGACCCAGAAGUGCCUGAUUUCAACACAGUCUUAAAAAGUGAAAAAGUAAAACUCUGCAUUGGCACUUUCAUUGAAACUGGAGAAAUGGUCAACGUAUAUGAAAGGUACGGCGUGGACACUUAUAUUGACGGCGGCGGCAUGUGCGUGGACCCAGCGUGGCGUGGAAAAGGCAUCGGAAAUUUAUUGGUCAAAGCGCGGAACAUAUUGUGCAAAGAAAUGGGCAUUCCGCUGACCAAAACCGUGUUUUCGGCCAUCCAGUCCCAGAAGGUGGCUUUGAAAGGCGGCUUCGAGUUGCUUGGCGAGCGGAUCUAUGCAGAGAUGAAAGACGAAAAAGGGGAUCUUCUUUUUCCCAACAUGCAUCCGGACCAGAAAAAAAUCCAAGUAAUGGCUCGCUUAGUGGAUUAGCUUGUAAAAAAUGUGAACAAAAAGCAUUUUCAGCACUGACGUGUAUGCCAGGAUAAUAUUUUUGUAAUUAAAUUUCUUAUUUAAUUAAAUGCCUUCUAGUAAAUAGUAAAUUAUAAUAUCAUAUUACAAUUUAUUAUGUACACUGGUAAUAUGUACUUAAUAGGAAAGUCUUAUGAAAACUAUAGUUGACAAUUAUUGUGCAUUUGAUAUUUUAUGCAAAUGUGUAAUGAAAUAAAUGCAAUCAAUGAAAUCCUACCACCCCCUUUUGUAAUUUUCUUGUGUUUUGUUCUUCUUUUCCUUUUCUUAUGCAAGAGGACUUGCACGUAAAUCUGCCCAUUCAGCCAAAUAGAAAGCACUACAACGCGACGAAAGCAAAGCCAAUUAUCCAAUAAGCCGUCGCGUUCCUUUUAUUACUCAACUGCACUCCUACUAAAUUCACUCAAUCGCUGUUCUAAAUCUUUGGUAUUGACUUGCUUCCCUUAUAAAGGACGUCUAGACCAGUCGUCCUCAAACACGAGCCAGUGCCUGUUGUGCCGCAUGAUGGAGUCGGUAGAUUUGAGUCACUUGAGACCUUUGGAAGCGGCCGAGAGACCAAUUUGGCGCCGCUCGGACCUAACCCCAAAAAUUUGGCACCGGCAGGAUGGCCUUGUUGUCCGGGACGUCACACCGGACUUGGAUCCAUUUGUAAUUCAAUUUCUGGCACGUUUUUAUGUGAAAGACGAGCCUAUGAACCAGGCCCUGAAGGUGGCUGAAGAUCCACUGGCCAUUGGAGAGCAGUGCGCUAUUUGGAGCAAAUUCAUUCUCAAUCAGCGUGUGUCACUGGUCGUUUUGAAGGGCGACACUCCUGGCUCUGGUUUAGAAAAAGUUUCAGAAAACAAUCCUCCCGAAAUUAUUGGACUGAACCUUCUGUAUGUGACCAGUAAAAAAGAUCCUCCUCUGCCAGAUUUUGGUGGCACCUUAAAAAGCGAAAAAGUAAAAAUUUGCUUCACAGCCUUUUUCCGGACUGGAGCUCUGGCCGACGUAUUUGAAAAGUAUAAUGUAGAUCGCUAUCUGGACGGCUCAGGAAUGUAUGUCAUCCCUGACUGGCGUGGCAAAGGAGUCGGACGGAUGCUCCUCGAGGGAAGGAAAGAGCUGUGCAAAGCACUGAGCAUUCCUGCGACUAAGUCAGUUUUCACAUCUAAUCAGUGUCAGCAGGCCGCCCAAGAAUAUGGAUUUGAAUUGCUGGGAGAGCAAAACUACACCGAUUGUUUGCUUGAAAAUGGCCAGUUGUUUUUCCCUGACAUGGACCCUGGCCAGGAAAAGAUGCAGUUGUUGGGCAUGAAUUUCAACUGAAUAAGAUGUGGCUCUUAAAAAUGCAAAUAAAAUUUAA
Neocloeon triangulifer is the source of this 2274-nucleotide messenger RNA. RefSeq lists its product as uncharacterized. The record is from RefSeq and is a predicted model, not a curated record. The transcript has 7 exons. Bases 1443 to 2237 code for a protein of 264 amino acids. NCBI's taxonomy places the organism in Eukaryota, Metazoa, Arthropoda, Insecta, Ephemeroptera, Baetidae. Gene Ontology annotation, molecular function: N-acetyltransferase activity.